AUGACUUUGUACUCCAUCAGUAUUCAUUUGUUGGUGCAUGUAAUCUUGGCAUUACAACAUCUGGACGGCACGGUUUUUCAGGACGCCCUGAUGCCCCCCAUCGGCAUUAGGCAGUGGGCCAGCAUGCCUCACACUGAACUGAACACCAGCACCUUCAACUUCCAUCAACAACCCUGGACCAAACAGAACACCAGCGAGACCACUGGACACAGUUUGUACAAGUGCACCGGAGAGGAUUGUGUUAUGGUCAGCUUGGAACCCACUGCUACCCGGGUAGCUACAAACAACACUAAACCACUCAGUGGCCUUGUCGAUAGAGUGUCCGCCCUGAGAUUGGAAGGUCGGGUGGUUUAUCCACGGUCGAGUCAUACCAAAGACUCUGAAAAUGGGACCCGAUGCCUCUCAGCUUGGCACACAUUAAGGAGAUGGAUUGGGGGUAAGGCCCUGCGACAGACUUGUGUCCUAUCCAGGGGGGAUACAUCAAGCUGCCUCAUGCUACAGAAACAGGAGAUAGGCUCCUGCCCUGUGGGCCAUUGUGGCUCGGACAAGGCCACCGCCACCCAGACCAGAAACAGUAUUGACCAGAAAUACAGAGACGUUAGUGCUUUGCACCAGACAACCAGUGAUUCUACAGCCAGCCUCAGAACGCUUCGCACCCGAGUAGCUGAGCUCAGGAGUAGGGAGAGAGCGGGAGCGAGUGAGCUUGUGUGGAAGAAGAUGGUGGAAGUGAUUCAUGGGGCAGAAGAGAGGAGGAUAGAGGCUGCAGGCUGCAUGUUUCUGGCUCUUUGCUGCUGGUUGUACGGCAUGGGCCUGCUGCUCACCUUCAGUGUCAGAGGACUACUGCAGAUAAUGGUUGCAUUAGAGCUCCAUGGAGAUGAACACAAGGAGAGAGGAGCCGAGAGGGAGACAGAAGGCUGUAAAGAUGCUCAAACCGCUCCCGUAUGGGUGACCUCCCGUGGUUCAACUAAGAAGAGAGCCCGCCGCCGCCGUCAGUCCAACAAGGGGAAACACUGA
Salmo salar (Atlantic salmon) is the source of this 1014-nucleotide messenger RNA. NCBI's taxonomy places the organism in Eukaryota, Metazoa, Chordata, Actinopteri, Salmoniformes, Salmonidae. The record is from RefSeq and is a predicted model, not a curated record.